AUGAAGCCGACACGAACGACCUUGCUCUUGCUGGCGACGAUGACAAACGUUCUUGCAGCGCCAGUGGCCGAUGCGAACAUUGUCAUGGCGGACCCAGAUAUGAGGCCUGAGUACCACACAUCCUGGGUCGAAGAUAGUACCAAGCCAUGGCUGAGAAAGUGGGCCGCAGAGAAAGGCGAACCUUGCAACCCUGGCAAAGGCCAGUGUGUCACUGGCCUCGACUGUUACGCAUGUGGUAAUCACCAGCCCGUGUGCCAGCAAGGUCCGGGCUCGAACGAGUGCUGCUACCGGGAUAAUCCGAAUUCGGUAGCCGUAUGCGACCGGUUAUAG
Molecule: messenger RNA, 330 nt
Organism: Colletotrichum navitas
Lineage: Eukaryota; Fungi; Ascomycota; Sordariomycetes; Glomerellales; Glomerellaceae
Exons: 2
Coding region: 1-330 (109 amino acids)
Source: RefSeq, a predicted model, not a curated record